AUGGCAUCAUUGAAAUGGAACCUCAUUAUAAAUCAGAACUACUGGUAUAUGAAAACUACAAAAAAGGGGAACGCUGCUAGCACCGUGAGCCUCCUCAACAAGCCCCAGAGUGAGCUGACCCCAGAGGAGCUGCAGGAGGAGGAGUUUAACACCAGUCCCCUCUCCGUACUCACUCAGUCAGUCAAGAACAAACCCCAAGGGCUCAUCAACUGUGGCAACAACAAGAAGCUGCUGGGCCAUGUGAAGGCUUUUGACAGGCACUGCCACAUGGUGCUGGAGAAUGUGACAGAGAUGUGGAGUGAAGUCCCGAAGAGUGGCAAGGGCAAGAAGUCCAAGCCCAUCAAAAAGGACCACUACAUCGCCAAGAUAUUCCUGCGUGGGGACUCUGUCAUUGUGGACCUGCGGAACCCACUCACUGCCAGCAAGUAG
Molecule: messenger RNA, 429 nt
Organism: Chrysochloris asiatica (Cape golden mole)
Lineage: Eukaryota; Metazoa; Chordata; Mammalia; Afrosoricida; Chrysochloridae
Product: small nuclear ribonucleoprotein Sm D2-like
Exons: 2
Coding region: 1-429 (142 amino acids)
Biological process (GO): RNA splicing; spliceosomal snRNP assembly
Cellular component (GO): U5 snRNP; precatalytic spliceosome; catalytic step 2 spliceosome
Source: RefSeq, a predicted model, not a curated record